AUUUAAGAUGAUUAACAAAAAUUAUGAAUUAUAAUGUUGUUUAUUUAUUUUCCGCUUCUUAGUACGAUCAUUUCGUUUAUCAUUAUUGCUAUAGUUUCAUCAUCAACAAUCACUUUGUCGGAUAAUAAUAAUAAUGAUAAUGGUGAAAUAAAUUUCAAUCUAUCAAAUAAAGAAAACAUUGAACUUUAUUUUCGUAUAAAACGUAAACAACAAUUGAAUGCUGUGCAAACAUUAUUAAAUUAUGAUCGUUAUGAUCGCCAAUAUCAAAUGGUGGAUAAAUUGUUUGAAAAAAUAUUCACCAUUAUAGAUGAAUCUCAACAACAAGUGAUCAAUAAUUCUGAUUACAAUAUUGGUGAUCAAUUGCCAUUGAAUCAAACGGAAAUUGUACGAAAUAUAUUACAAGUGAUUGAUAAUUGUGCAUUUUUUGCUAAUAUUGUAUUGAAAUUACCCGAUAUAUCACGACGAUUAUUGGACAAGAGAAAUGGAAAAUCCAAUGAUUGGGCACAAUCUUAUCGAUGGUGUUUAAAUUUUACCACAAAUUCGAAUAUUGUUGAUGAUUUAAGUUUGAAAAUGUUCAAUCUAGCAGCACAACAAUUGAACAUUGUGGAAAAAGAAGCAGAUUUUCUAAAUCCAUAUGAAAAAAAGAAUCAAAAAAGUCGUACGUCAUCAAAUUCUAUUAUAAAAGAUCCAGUGGAUAAAAAGAAGAAAAAUUCAAAAACUAAAUCAUCAAAAGGUCCACGAAUGAGCCGUAUUGAAUUAUGAUGAUGGCAAUUCAUUCCUAUCAUUCAGUCAAAUAAUUUUGUACUCAAAAAACAUAAUAUUCAUUCCAAUAACCAAAAACCAUUAUCUGCCAGUGUUUGUAUUUGUGUCAUGACAAUUUUUAUUCGUCCAAUAUCAUUACAUUAUCGCCAGUAAAUUUAUUGAUUUAUUUGGGCGUCGUCGGUUAAAAUUUCCCAAAAAAAAAAUAAAUAUUCGAUAAUAGCAUU
Dermatophagoides farinae (American house dust mite) is the source of this 986-nucleotide messenger RNA. Its product is annotated as coiled-coil domain-containing protein 134. NCBI's taxonomy places the organism in Eukaryota, Metazoa, Arthropoda, Arachnida, Sarcoptiformes, Pyroglyphidae. The record is from RefSeq and is a predicted model, not a curated record.